This is a messenger RNA of Lathyrus oleraceus (garden pea), 1473 nucleotides long. RefSeq names its product peroxidase 5. The transcript has a single exon. Gene Ontology annotation, biological process: hydrogen peroxide catabolic process; response to oxidative stress. Bases 208 to 1200 code for a protein of 330 amino acids. NCBI's taxonomy places the organism in Eukaryota, Viridiplantae, Streptophyta, Magnoliopsida, Fabales, Fabaceae. The record is from RefSeq and is a predicted model, not a curated record. Gene Ontology annotation, molecular function: peroxidase activity; heme binding.
UUACAACCAAACACGUUUUUGUUUCGAAAGUAAGACCUACUCUUACCUCCUCUCCCUUCUCUAUAUAUAUAGUCAUGAUGAGUUUUAUGUUCUCCAUCUCAACAACAUAUAUCUCUCUACUCACACUACUUACUUAAUUACCACAUCACUAUUACUAUAAACAAUAAUACAUUACAUAUUAUAGAGCAUUUAUACCAUAAAUUAACAAUGCUUAGUAGAAUCCAUGCAAUAUUUAUCGCUACUUUCGUUCUACUUAUUCUCUCCGUUUCAUCAUCCUCGUCUUUGGAGUUUGGUUUCUAUAAGAAAACAUGUCCAUCCGCUGAAGCAAUUGUUAGAAGAGCUGUAAACAAAGCAGUUUCACUCAACCCAGGCAUCGCUGCUGGUUUGAUUAGAAUGCAUUUUCAUGAUUGCUUUGUCAGAGGAUGUGAUGCUUCCGUUUUAUUAGAAUCCACACCAGGUAAUCCAUCUGAGAGAGACCAUCCUGCAAACAAUCCAAGCUUACGGGGCUUCGAGGUCAUCAACGAAGCUAAGACACAAAUAGAAGCCGCAUGUCCUAAAACUGUGUCAUGUGCAGACAUUCUUGCUUUCGCGGCUAGAGACAGUACUCGCAAAGUUAGUGGCGGCAUAGACUACUCAGUACCGUCAGGACGCAGAGAUGGUAGAAUCUCUAUCAUGGAAGAAGUCACACAAAAUCUACCACCACCAACUUUCAAAGCGGAGGAACUUAUCAAACGUUUUUCCAUAAAAGGUUUAUCAGCAGAUGAAAUGGUUACACUUUCUGGAGCUCAUUCUAUUGGUGUCUCGCAUUGUUCCUCUUUCUCAAACCGAUUAUACUCUUUCAACGCUACGUUUUCUCAAGAUCCUUCCAUGGACCCUAAGUUUGCUAUGAUGUUGAAAUCCAAGUGUCCACCACCACAAUCACAGACAAGAGACCCAACGGUGGUGUUUGAUGGUUCGACACCUAAUGAUCUGGACAACAUGUACUAUAUGAAGUUGAAGAAUAAGCGUGGUUUAUUAACUUCAGAUCAAACAUUGGCCGAUAGUGAGUUAACAAAGAGAAUGGUGUUAAAAAAUGCUAGACAUAGUGCAAUAUGGAGAGUGAAGUUUGCAAAGGCCAUGGUGCAUAUGGGUUCCAUACAAGUCUUGACAGGUUCUCAAGGUGAGAUUAGAGAACGCUGCAGCGUUGUCAAUUUUCAUUAACUGCACAACAUUUCUUCAUCUUCCACAAAAAUCUGUCCAUAGAUGUCAAGAUAUAUACAUUCUUUCUUUCUUUUUUCUUCAUCAAUUCUUUGAAUUAUUAUUGUUUCUGUUUGAAAUCAUUCUUUAUUUGUGUAUAACUGUUUGUAAUCUUUAUCAACUCAAGUGUAUAUUUACAAUCCAGUGUAAUAUAAUGUGAAAAGUAGUGAACUACUACGUUUGAAUAAUAUUUGUUGGUAGAAUUCAAGUGCAUAUGUGCUAUCUAAUGUUUAUAGC